GCUAGCCUCAGCGAGGACACCUUGCAGCUCUCACCACACUCAGUCUCUCUCUGCACCUCGAGAGAGCGAGGCCCCGAGUGUGUGUCUACGCAGAGGGAGGGAGACUUGGAGAAUAAUCUAAUAACCACUAUUGUUACCCCACCCACUCACACCGCUCCAACCCUCUCCCGUCGCUUCGAGUCAGCUCCGCUCAUGAAAUUUCCCACUGCUUUGUUUCUUCCCACCGCCCAGCUCCUCUGCAACUGAUUGUACCUGUUGCAGGACACGACAUUCCCAACGAACCAUUGCCCUGACCCCCGUACCCACCCGCCCUAGAGGGCGUACAUAGUCAUGGACGACGGCCCUCCACCUCCCCCACCUCCACAUGGUGCCAAUCCAAAGACAACUGGAGGCAGUCAUGCUCCUCCCGAACCCCCUCCUACCGGCGGUCUCCCCCCGGGCAACUAUGACAUCUUCAUCAUUCCUCCACACUCCUCAGGGGGCGGCUUCAUAUACCUGCCCAGCCUGGGUGUGCAACAGAACAGCUUCAUAGCUGGUGUACUCAGUACCAUAGCCAGUAUAGUCCUUUGGAAAGCUGCUGAGCCACACGUCAAACAAUAUUUCCUCAUCGUCAGGCAUGGAGUCACAACUGGCGGCAAUGGUGUCAUUCUCCUAGCUGUCCUCAUGCUCCUUGCCGGAUGGGCUUUUGGCCAGACACAGGCCGGACGGCGAUUCAAUGGCGGGGGUGGCGCGGCGUACGGCAAUGGGCCACGCGGCGGACCUGGUGCUGGCUCAGGUGCUGGUGCUGGUGCCGGUAACUCUGGAAGCAGCUCCAGCUACCAGCGAGCACCCCCACCACCGCCUCGAAACGGUGGCUUCCCAGGCAGCCCCCCGCCUCAUGGUGGAUGGGGUGGGUACCGACAAUACGGCUCCGCAUCGUCACCGCCUCCACAAGACGACGGGCCUUCCUCAGACGAAGAGGCUGAGCGAGCUGAAGAAGAGCGGAAGCGCGCCGAAGAAAAGCAGAAGCGUGCGGAGGAGAAGGAGAAGAAGGCGAAACAGGAAGAAGAGCGCAAGCAAGCUGAAGAGGCCAAAAGGAAACAAGAAGAGGAAGCCGAACGUAAACGUGCCGAGGAAAUCGAGCGUGAGCGCGCCGAGAAAGCAAAGAUAGCAAAGGCACAAGAAGAGGAGCGUAAGCGUGCUGAGGAGUUCAAGCGCCAAGCAGAGGAGGCUAGAAAACAAGCAGAGGAGGCCAGAAGACAAGCCGAAGAGGUCAAGCGACAAGCAGAAGAGGCCAAAAGGCAAGCUGAGGAGGCCAGAUUGAAGGAAGAAGCCAGACUCAGAGAAGAAGCCAGACUCAGAGAAGAAGCUAGACUCAGAGAAGAAGCCAGGCUGAAGGAAGAAGCUCUGCUCAAGGAGGAAGCUCGACUCAAGCAAGAGGCUCGACUCAAGGAAGAGGCUCGACUCAAAGAAGAGGCUCGACUCAAAGAAGAGGCUCGACUCAAAGAAGAAGCCAGACUCAAAGAAGAAGCCAGACUCAAGGAAGAAGCCAGACUUAAGGAAGAGGCAAGAAUCAAGGAGGAGGCUAAACUCAGAGAAGAGGCAAGAAUCAGGGAGGAGGCUAGAUUGGAAGAAGAGGCCAGAUUGAAAGAGGAGGCCAGGCUCAAGGAAGAAGCCAGACUGAAGCGCGAGGCCGAGGAGAAGAAAAAAGCCGAGGAAGAGAGAAGGAGGCGCGAGGCCGAACAGCAAAGGCUUGCCGAAGAGGAGAGGCAAAGGCAAGAGGAAGCCGAACGACAGCGUAUAGCAGAGGAAGAACGCAAAGCCGAGGAAGAGCGUCGCCGGGCUGAAGAAGCCCGACUAGCUGCUGAGGCGGCCAAGAAGAAGAAGGAAGAAGAGGACCGUCGGCGAGCGUGGGAGGAGCUUAAACGAGCAGAAGAAGCACGGCAGAAGAAGGAGGCAGAGCAAAAAGCCAAGGAAGAAGCAGCUAAACUUGCGCGUGCCAAAGCUGAGAAGGAGAAGUGGGAGCAGAUGCGCAAACGUGAGCGAGAGCAGCGUGAACGUGAGGCACGAGAACGCCUGGCCAAGGAGAAAGCCCGCAAGCAACAAGAGGCUUUGGAGAAGGAGAAAGCAGAGCGUGAGGCACGCGAAGCAGAAGCACGAGCUCAGAUCGAAAAGGAGAUUCGCGAAAAGCUCGAAGCCGAACAGAGAGCCAAGGCCGAAGAGGAGGCUGCGAAGAAGGCCGCUGCUGACAAGGCUGCUGCUGAAGCUGCCGAAGCAAAAGCGAAGCUUGAAGCAGAACUCGCUGCUGCCAAAGCGAAAGCAGAUGCUGAGCGAGCAGAGCGUCUCAAAGCAGCACGUGAACGAGCUCAAAGAGAUCGAGAGGCUCGUCUCAAGGCUGAAGCAGAGAAGGUCAAGGCUGAAGCAGAGAGGCUCAAGGUCGAGAAGAUCAAAGCUGAGAAGCUCCAAGCUGAGCAAAUAAAAGCUGAGGCAGAAAGGAUCAGAGCCGAAGCAGAGAGAAUCAAAGCUGAAGAAGCUGCUGCUGCUUCGGCUGCUGCCACUGCCGCUGCUGCUGCCGCUGCCGCUGCUGCCCCAGAGAUCACAUCGACCCGCAGAUCUACUACUUACGGUGGCGUUGGUGGCGGUGAACGACUUGAUCCCUAUGCAGGCGUAAGAAUGCCAGCUCCUGCUUCCGUCGCCUCUAGUCAAUCGUCUCCUAUCAAGGCUACCGUCACAUCUAAGAAAUCUUACGAGAAACCUACUGCAAAGUCUUACCUCAGCAGCGAAGACGGAAAGUCUUUUGUCCCGCCUCGGUCUACUGCUACUCGCUCACACGUUUCUUCCCAAUACUCCGAGUCUUCUUACGCACCUUCAGAGUCGACUACACGCACAACACCACCAGCUUCAAAAAGUGGGCCAUACGCGACAGCCGAUCCCAACAAGAUUGUCAUCAAGGCUGUCUAUCUUUUCAACGACUUGUUUCCAAAGCCCGUUGCUCAACUCGUAUCCAAUGUGGGCAAGGUAACCGACGGGCUCAUUCUGAAGAUUCAAUCCGAGGGUCUUUUCAUCGACGAUGAUGUGCGAGGCAUUCCACAGCGUGAGUGGGAUGUCAAGGCUUGGACGCUGAAAAUGGUAGAGACGGGCAAACAACCCGCCAAGAAUCUGCACAUCCUCCGAGCCUCUGUCCGCGACGCCGACGGCAAAAAAUACGUCUUCCUCAUUGACGAUAGCGAGAGCUGGAAACUGGCGCUUGGUCUGCAGCGUCUCCGCAAGGGCAGCCAAGUGCGUAGUAUGCAGAGUGCUCAGAUGGCUCCUAAUGAGAUGGCACGUGUACUCAACGCUGUGCCAUUGAUGGCCUUUUAGUGAGGAAAAGUUAUGGGUAAGGGUAUAUGUGUGAGUGCCGGCAAGAGGUUCGUUGUUGACUUGUAUUCUGGGAAGGUGGGGUCAAACACGGGUAAGAAAGGAACUCACUUAGUUAGGGAAAGAGAGAUGAUUACUAUGAUGAUGAGGACGAAGAAGAAGAACAAGCAUCGAACAGAGAACAAAAGUCAGGAUUUUGUUUGUUGUACCCUCGGAUAUCUGGGAGAAUGCACUUUGGUACCAGACUGCCUUCUUUCCUUCCUUUUUUUUCUUCUCGUCUUUUAUAUAUACCUCCCGCAUCGUCUUUAGCAUGAUGAGCAUCAGCGGCGGCGUUUUUUCUUUUCUGUUCUGUACUAGCUCGUUAUCAAUUCAACAUAUUGAUUAUGCUG
Messenger RNA from Bipolaris sorokiniana ND90Pr, 3725 nucleotides. RefSeq lists its product as uncharacterized. Gene Ontology annotation, cellular component: Swr1 complex. The record is from RefSeq and is a predicted model, not a curated record. Gene Ontology annotation, biological process: chromatin remodeling. Lineage: Eukaryota; Fungi; Ascomycota; Dothideomycetes; Pleosporales; Pleosporaceae. Gene Ontology annotation, molecular function: ATP-dependent H2AZ histone chaperone activity. The coding region runs from base 331 to 3339 and encodes 1002 amino acids. The transcript is spliced from 2 exons.